Molecule: messenger RNA, 1413 nt
Organism: Effrenium voratum
Lineage: Eukaryota; Dinophyceae; Suessiales; Symbiodiniaceae
Source: the annotation of a GenBank genome assembly
AUGGCUUCGACUUGCACAAGGCCACCUGUGCAAAAGGACCCAAAUCAAGUACUUGACAUUGAGGAAGCUGCGGCGAACGUUGGCUGGCAUGAACGUGAGGUGCCCAUCCGUGCCGCUUUGUUACGGUGGUACUUGAAUCACCGGCGCAAAUUGCCAUGGAGAGGUGAUCCUUCACCAUGGACCAGGAGCAAGGCAAGACCAUCGAAGCAAGGCAAACAUCAAAUUCAAAGAACGCUUCCCGGUGUUUUCGGGAAGCUGAAUUCUGCGUGUCGGCCUGCGGUGAUUGAUUUGGACGAAGAAGACACGCAGAAGGAAGAACAAUGUUUUCAUCGCUCUGCGUAUGGGGUUUGGAUUUCAGAGGUGAUGCUUCAACAAACACAAGUUGAGGUGGUGAUCGAUUAUUGGACUACAUGGAUGCGAUCGUUUCCUUCUGUGCCCGCAUUGGCAGCUGCGUCUGCAGAUGAGGUAAAUGCAGUUUGGGCCGGCUUAGGAUUUUACGGGCGUGCCAGAAGGUUGCAUGAGGGUGCCAAGUACCUAUUGGAAAAACAUGACGGCGAGUUGCCCCAGACGUUGGAGGCCCUGCGCGGCAUCCCCGGGGUUGGUCCAUACACGGCCGGGGCCAUCGCCUCCAUCGCGCUGGGCCUCCGGGCGCCUGUGGUGGAUGGGAACGUGGAGCGGGUCUUCAGCCGCCUGCAGGGCGGGCUGGGGGCGCCGGCCAAGUCUGCAAAGCUCCAAAAAGUCUGCUGGGAGCUGGCAGAGGAGCUGGUGGAUCCGGAGGACCCAGGUGCCUUCAACCAGGCCCUCAUGGAGCUGGGCGCUUUGAUCUGCACCCCCUCAUCGCCCUCCUGUCAGCAGUGCCCGGUGCGGCCCAUGUGCCGCGCGCACCAACGCAUGGUGGCCGGGGAGGUGGCUUCGGUCACGAUCUUCCCCGGCAAGGCUUUGAAGAAGCCGCGCCGGGAGCGAGUGCUCGCUCUGGCGGCGGUCAGCUGUGGGGAGGCGCGGGCUGAGCCAUCGGAAGUCAUAUCGAAAGAUGGUGCCAAGGAUAGCGGCCAGUGGGCCAUGAAGAGCAAAGAGUGGGUGUUGGUGCGGCGGCCGGCGCGGGGGCUGCUUGCGAACCAGCUGCAGUUCCCUUGUCUGGAGCUAGCCGAGGCGGACCUUGCCUCCGGUGCUUCGCAGCUGCAGGCGCUGCUGGCGUCGUUUGGGCUGGAGGUGGAUCUGGAGCCGAGAGCUGGGGCUUUGGAGCAUCUCUUCUCCCACGAGCGCCAUGUGAUGCACGUCUUCCAGGGUCACCUGGAGAAGAAGCCCGCCAGCCAGGAGGCCGUUUGCCGGAAGAAAACGCACCGGAAUUCGGAAUGCCCUGUUCCGAGGCUGUGCUUGAGUUCUCUGACUGGGGUGUUCUCCAGUGUUUUCUGA